Neohortaea acidophila is the source of this 1016-nucleotide messenger RNA. RefSeq lists its product as uncharacterized. The transcript has 4 exons. The record is from RefSeq and is a predicted model, not a curated record. The coding region runs from base 67 to 972 and encodes 301 amino acids. Lineage: Eukaryota; Fungi; Ascomycota; Dothideomycetes; Mycosphaerellales; Teratosphaeriaceae.
ACCACCAGAAAUCCCGCCCCUCUCAAUUCUCCAACACCACUCAUUCGCUCUUCCACAGAAUCAAUCAUGCAUUCCUCCAUUUCUGCGCUGGCUUUUGCUGGCAUGAUCGGCAGCAUCGUUUCUGCCAGUCCGCUUGAAGCCCGAGGAGCAACAAGCAAGCAGUGCUAUACUUUGCUGGGAACGCGUUCUGUCGGUAACGUGCCAACGUAUGUUACGACAAUCAGCACUCAAUGUACUGUAACAUCGCAUUUUUCAACAAGCCAAACGGUCAUCCUUUACCCUCAAACGGGUACCAUCACGAUCACAACGACGCCAACGCUCUCGACUGUUUCGACAUCCACAGUGCCCGUCCCAACCAGCUGGUUCGCAGUCCAGGACUCCCUCUCGGGCGCCUCGUACGAUGGUACCGGAGGAUCCGACCCUAUCGUGAGCAAGCGUGCACUUGACGUCGCUGCGAAGGUCACAAAAUCGUAUCCCGAGCAAGUGACAUGCACAGCCUACGUUCCAUCACGGAUAUGCUCCACCCUGCGCACGACGAGCACAUCGACGGCGACGAUUACUCCGAAGAAGAUCUACAGCACGGUCACGAGCACAACCACCUCGACAACUUACACAUCUUCUACGACGGUCUACGCGGCCUGCGCAACCAACAACUUCGUGGAUACCGUCGCGAGUGGGCCGGAAGGACCGGGCAUUGGCGGUAUCGCUCUGCAAGGCGGUGGUGCUUUUACAGACGACGUGACCGCAGUGGUUAAUUCGGCCUACAACUGCUGUGUUUUCGGACUCGGAGUGCCGUUCGCCGCCGCCGUCUUCGCAUGGGAUGAAACGACUGGCAACUGCUUUGUGGCAGGGAACAGCAACACAUGCCCGGCGGGUGGGCAGAACAACAACUUUGCGCAAGUGCAGACGCAGAGUAGUGUGCAGUAUGUGGCAGGAAACCUUCCUUGCGGCGCAAUCACCGAAGCAGAUUAGCAGUGUGUGUUGAGUUGAUAGAAAAGCGAUAGUCGUCAAGUGCC